AUGGACGGAGAUUCGGAGGAACUGAGUGAUGAUGUUCAGGGUGAAGACAGGCCUGUUGUGUUGUGGGAGAAGUGCAUUCAGCAGAGCAUCUUUGUAGACCUCAGUGAGGAUGAAAGUCUCCACCUGAGUGAUCUAGAGAGCUCCAUAGCAUUACAUCUCUCCCAAGCAGAGUCAGCUGCCUCGGAGGCUAGCAUCCAUCUGAGUGGGAGUGCAGAGCUGUCAGUGCUGGAGGACACCUCCUCAGAAAGCAGCACCGUCAGCAGUAAGAACGCAGUCGAGAGCAAGACUAAGAGCAGCACAGUUUAUGUGUCGGCCCAAAGACCAAACACCAUGCAUGAUGAGCCACCAGUGAAGCAACAGAUUGAGGAUCCAGGACAACAUACCAGCGAUGAAGACCAGGAGGACCUCCCUUAUGAUGGUGACCUCAAAAGCCCUUAUUUCAACCACACAGCUAGCUCUAUGGAAAACUCAGGAGGACACACUGCUAAUGGAAGUCCACAUCCUCCAUGUCUUCCUGAGCUGAAAGUGGAUAUCAAAACCAAAUGUGACAACUCUCACGAAGCUCUCGAACCUAUGGAAAUAGCUCCACCAUGCCCUGUUCCUGCAGACAUUAACCAUUUGUUGCUGCGACACUUCUUAGAGGAGGAGCUGCUGCAGUCAGGUAGGCUGAUUGAGGCGGAGACCCUGCCAGAAGUGUCCCUGCUGGAGAGUGUGGACGAGAGCGUCUUCAGCUUAGCUCAGCCACACAGGAGUUCAGCAACUCAAAGAAACAUCUCCGAAAGCCUCAAUGAAAGGAGCAGAACUGCGUCUAAAGACGAAAGCUUAGAAGUAAAGACAGCAAAAGAAAUUAACUAUUUUACGUCAGCUGCUUCUGACAGAAAUGCACCCAGCUUAGGAAGUUCAAACCAGAGCAGUGGGGAUGUCAGCGCUGAUGUGGGGAACCAAGAAAACACAGAGGAGGACGAUCAGGUUCAGAGAGCCCCUCUGGUGCGUGCGAGGUCCUUCGGUGAGAUGAAAUAUGGCCAGGGUCAAGUUCAUUACCCGCUCCCAGACUUCUCCAAGGUUGCCCCUAAGGUGAAAAUCCCCAAAACUCCAAGUGGACCUGUGAGAUCUGUUCCUCAGUGCCCUAGCCCCAUGCACAGAGCCCAGUCUUCCCCGGGGAUGUUGGAGGUGCUCAGCAGAGUCCUGGAGGAUUCGAUCCAGCCUCCAGAGAAGCCCUAUGUCUUCAAAGACAGCGAGCAGCCGACUCAACCAGCUCUGGUGCAUCACCUGCAGGCUGAGUAUGACAGAUUACUGACCAAGUACGCAGAGGCAGAGAACCUCAUCGAUCAAAUGAGACUAGGCACCAAUCAUGAAGAGACUCUCAGCGACGGCGAGAGGAUGACCGCUGAGCUGCGAGACGUCGUCAGUCACUUCACGCAGAAGGUUGAAGACUUGAAAUGUAACGUGAGCAGCAUGGCUGUGAGCACAGCUGAACAGCAAAUGAUGUUGAGGAGCAUGAUGGAGGCCCAGGACCAACUGGAGAGGAAAUACAUCAAUAAGAAGGAGGAGCACCGAGCCUUGGAGAUGCAGAACUACAUAGGUCUUUCCAGGAACACAGGAGCCUUUGACCCGAACAGACUUGUAGAAGGAGACAUAUUCAGGAUAGGGAUGCACCUCGAGGACAUAAAGGAGAUGAUUGACAAAAACAUGUACGAGCAGAUUUCUCCCCCUCAGUCAUCGUCCACUCCCACGUUCACAACCCCGUUACUGCAUGUGAAGCCCGCGCUGCUCUCCUUUGACACACCUUCACCUCCACCUUCUCUGCAUGAGGGCUCAAGUGCAGGUUUGUCCUCACUAAGGUGUAAAACCAACCUGCAGAAAGGAGAUGGAGAGGAAGAAACGAAGGAGGCCAGCGAGGUUUUUGUAAAUGAUGAAUUAAACCAAAGCAGCGACGUUGCUGAUGCUGGACGUAACAUCGACAUUUACUGGGACUCUCUGGGCUCUUUGGAGGGACAGCGGUGGAAGACAGAAGAGGAUGAGGAGGGCCACGAAGAGGAGAGGAGCUCAGCUGUGUCCGAGGGGAGAGACAUCUUAGCAGCACACCAGAGAGAAACCAGGUCAGCAUCAGAACGGAGGCACCGGGCCGCUAACAGUCCCCUAAAUCCAAACCUUGAUUGUGAUCUUGGUGAUGGUGUGAGUCUGGCGGUGGAGGUCUCCUGUUCUUCUCAUCUUCGCAGAGACUCAGACGCCCGCAGCAGCUCAGAGCCUCCUGUCGGCACCUCGUGUGUUUCACAGAGGAUUGUGAGUCCAGAGACGGACAGUGGCUUUGGAAGCUCCUAUUUGAACCAAUCAGGCACUGCAGCAUUUCAGCCUAAUCUGCUCACUGGAAGUGACGGUGUAAGUGGUUCUGACAGUGAAGGUUCCUGCUCACAUCUGAACACAACAAUCCAUUCAGCCCUCCCGUCUGUUCAAGCCCAGCUCUGUGGAGCAGCAGUGGAGCUGUGGGUGGAGAGCACCACCAAGGAGCCACCAGUCAGGCUGAGGGGAACUGAGCAGAAGCUACGAAUGCCGCUCCUGCACCACCUUUCUGAGCCUGUCCUCAGCGCCAGCAUGGAUGCUGUGGACAGACACAGCCCUCUGAACUCCUGCUCCUGCAACGGUGAGGCCAUCCUGGCCCUGCAGACUGAGGUGUCCAGGCUGAAGAAGGACCUGGAGGAGGGCUUGGUCCAGCUGCCUCACUUAGCACAAAGGAUGGAUGAUCUCACAACAAAAUACAGAGAAGAACGCCAGGGGCGCAGGUCUAAGACCAGAACACCAACUUCCAGCAGCAUGGGGAAGUCAAACAGCAGAGGAGUGACCAAUCACAUGUCCAAUCAGCAGAAAAUAGAGGACUGGAUUUCUUCAGACAUGGAUCACAGCAAGAGCAAGGGUACAGAGAGUGUGGAUGGAAGCUGCUCUGAGAACAUGUUGGAGGAACGAGAUUCGCUCGUAGGAAGCAGAAAACAUGCUGGAAGUGUUCGCUUGGCUGAGUUUGGAGAUACAUUUCAGCGUACAUCGUCCAACAGAGCCACCAGGAGUUUUAUUUCCAACGACAGGUGGUCUCCUCUCUCGACUCCCUCCCUUCAGAAGCCCCUCCUUCAGGUCAACUAUGGCUCCUCCAGCAGCCUCCCAGCCAGCUACAAAGUGAGGGAACCACAGCUGAUGUCUGUCUCCUGUCAGAGAAAUCACUUCACCCAGUCAGACUCAGCACUCCUGCCCAGUAACAUGCUCUUCCAGCAGACACCAUCCCCAGUCUCACUACGCUCCAGGACAAGCAGCAAGACAAGAAGACAUAGAGGAAAGAAGGAGGAAGACAUGAGCAGGACUUUGGACCAGGCUAUUGAGGUUGCCCGCAGCAUGAAAAGGACCACAGACCGGAUGGCCAGGAGACUUUCUGCUGACCUGGUCCAGGCUCAGCUGCACAGGAAGCUCUACAACCUGCAGCCACUGGGGGGCAGGAAACACCAGACUUUCUAACACCGGCUCCCAGAUUACUGUACAUCCAU
Molecule: messenger RNA, 3527 nt
Organism: Nematolebias whitei (Rio pearlfish)
Lineage: Eukaryota; Metazoa; Chordata; Actinopteri; Cyprinodontiformes; Rivulidae
Product: protein AKNAD1-like
Exons: 19
Coding region: 1-3498 (1165 amino acids)
Source: RefSeq, a predicted model, not a curated record